Eupeodes corollae is the source of this 6322-nucleotide messenger RNA. RefSeq lists its product as uncharacterized. NCBI's taxonomy places the organism in Eukaryota, Metazoa, Arthropoda, Insecta, Diptera, Syrphidae. The coding region runs from base 3243 to 5816 and encodes 857 amino acids. The record is from RefSeq and is a predicted model, not a curated record. The transcript has 10 exons.
AAAAUGUCUACUACUACUCUGCAAGGUGAGUUCAAAAGUCAGUCUAUUUCGUAACCGUUAAACAGACGGACGGUAUUAUUUUAGCGUCGCAUGUUUUUCCAACAACCAAAAAGUCAGAUUAGUCUUUGAAUAUUCUGCCCCAACUCAACCACAAAAAUUUUGAUAAUAAUUAAGUGGCCUGUAGAUAACUUUACUUGCGACUUGAGUAUAGCUAAAAUAUCGUUUUAAUUUUAACCUCGUCGUCGGCGGUGAAGAGUUUACCUGAUCUCUUGUGGUGCGAGUUCUUAUGGCCGGCCAGUUCUAGCAAAGAGUUUAAAAAGUAUUUUUUCAAUAAGGAUCCAAAAAAAAAAUUCUUACCACACGCUGCUACCAAUAACCAAAGAAAAAAAAAAGAAAAAAGGGAAAUUUAGUGCUGAUCCUUGUGAAUAGCUGAAAUAUUUAUUUUAUCCUGUUUGUCCUUGGAAUUGUUUCGAUAUUUUUUUCUCUCCAUCAUCGAGUUUCUGGCUUAAAAUAUAUAUAUAUUUUUUUUUGCUCCGGUGUGAGGUCCUUUUGUUGGCCAAAAAAGAAAGCAGCUAUAAUUGCAUACCUUUGGGAAAAAUUUAACAAAACCAACCCACAAACCCACUCUUCCUAUUAUAUCCUGCCCUGCCUGGCCUGAUAUCCUUCUUACAAUACAACAAAAUCUGUGUCACAGUUUUUCGUCCUUUAGUUCUUGUCGUCGUCAUCGUCGUUGUUGUCGUAUCCGUCGUCGUCGACAUCGUAUAGUCGUAGCAUUCAUUGUCGUUGUCGUAUAAGGUCUUUACUGUAUAGUGAGUGGCUUCGUCGUAAAAAGUCACUUUGUCGUUUUUGUGCUCCGGUAGUCGGGAGUGUUGGUUCCGUGUCCUUUUGUAAGGAUAUACACAAGCGGUGAGAAAGUAAGCUGGCAUUUUAUGUGGUUUAACUUACUCCAGCAUAAUAAUUUUUCUUCUUCGGUUUCGGGUUAGUUUCGUGGACGUUUGGCUGGCAGGACAAUUGCGAUAAAGUGGUAUAGUGUGCCUAUUAGAAGAAUUGUGUCCUUUUUGUAUGUUUAUACAACACCUUCUAAGAGUAUACAUGUGAGUGAAUAAGCAUUGGAAUUUUGCGUGUAUCUACCUAUAGAAUAUUAGUUCGCACACACCACCCACCACCGAUCCCUUUGAUGGCAUAUUAUGUUGUAUAGAGAUCUCCAUCUCAUGAAUUAUUUCAAGGCCCCCCAGCUAACGAACGAAGGCUUGAUUUUUCUCGUGUGUCUGUUGAUAAAGAAAAAUUCCUCCUGGAAUUAGAACUUUGUAUUAACGGCAUGCAAAAAGGCUUCAAUUAGUAGAUUAUGCUAAUUCAAUGUGUAUCCUUUCUACGAAAAACCGUGUGAAGGUCGAGUAACGAUACUUUAGAAAAAAAAACAUAAAAAGGAUGCAUGCAACUUAACCUGCAUUUGAUGUUCAAGGAUUUAAACUAAAAAACGGAACACGACGCAUAUAAAGGAAAGUGAGCUUGUGUAGAACAUGAUAUUGGCAAAGAGCAGAGCAUAAGAAUAUAAAUCAUCAGCGUAAAGGCUCAAAAGCAUAACAAAUUGUAUACAAAUUACAUCAGCAACAAAACUCCAGCUCUUCCUCUCUCAGUAUCCUUAAAAUAUAUAACUCUGUAAUCCUCUUCUCUGUAAAAGUGGUCCACUUUAUGAUUGAUACAAUCUAAGGAUUUCUCCUUCUCGAGUUGCUAUCGUCGUCGUGAGAUAGAAAAUAAAUAAAUGUGCAAACGAAACAAGUGAAAAUCUGCUAAGAUUCAAAUUGAAGGACUAUUUUUGUCCUUGUAUUUGUGUUUUGCAAGUGUAUUUGUGUAUAAUAGUAACUGAGUGCUUUCAAGUAAUAAGAAAAACUUUGGGUUACUUUUGAAACAAUAAACAGUAUUUUCAAUUUACCACCACACCAAAUACUCCGGUUCCUAUAUUUUUACUUUGCUGAAAACAAAAAUAACGCGAAAACAACACUUUCUUAAUAAUUUCAACUUUAUGGCAUAAGAAAUUAGAAAACUUCAAAGCGUAACGAAGAAACAAUAAAGAAAUACAAAAAUAUAAAAAAAGAGCCGAAGAAAUAUGUUCACACGAAGAAAUAUUCAAAAAUGUUCUCGAAAAAGUUUAUUUUAAGAAACAGGAAGUUGUGGGUUGGCGAAAAUCCCUCCUUUGAAAAGCAAACAUUUAAAUUCCAAUCAUGAAUACCGGUGAAUGAUUUACUCGAGCGCAACGAACAACGCGAGUUUUGUAUUUAGAAAAAUUGCCCUUUUUUCGUUGGUUUAUACAAAAUAUAGCCCUUACUUUUUUCACACGACCAUCUUUGGUGUUAUGGAAAAUGUUUCCUUGUGUUAAUUCUUCACUGUUUGUUAUAUUUCAUGCCCUAGAAGUAACUUAAAAAAAAUAUAAACGAAACCAUUAUUGGCUAAAACGUAAAUGAGCAUUUAAAAAGUUUUUUUUUCAUCCCUUACCGCCAGAGGGUAUUUUGAACACCCAUGUAUCCUAUUUUUCUAUAAAAAAAAAGAUAACUUUUACUUACACCAUCAAAGCAAGAAAAUAUAAAUAAAACCCCAAUAAACAAUCAUCCACCCACGGGCAAUAUAACAACAAAUCCAAAAUAUUCCACAUACGCCUAGGUGACCCACAUAUAGCCUACAGGGGUAUUUCUUUAAAUUGUGAUUUCGAUGAAGUUAUUUUCCAAAAUAAUUUUUCUAUAUAAAGGGAAAUAGAAUCGAAAAAUGUUUUCACAUUUUGUUGCUAUUCCAUUGAACCCACAUGUGACACAAAAGAGUAUAACACAAUUGAGCAACAAAUAGAAACUGAUCGCAGAGAAUAACACAUCAACGCACAAAUGUAACAAGCAAAAGGGCGGAAAUUUAAAUAUAUAUACACAUAUGUAUGUGUACAAAAAAAAUAAUAUAAAAUUCCAAAUAACUUGAAUAAAAGGUGCAAAAGUCAAAAGCGAGGUGGUCUCUAAAAUAUAAUAAAAAAAAGCAAAACAAGAACAAAAAAAAAACAAAGGAAGUAUCGAACUAAAUCGUCCUCGUUUCGAGACGGAAAUACUAAAUGCAUGGCACGUAAUCAAAACGAUAGAUCCAACGCAUAAAAGGGUUCGUUUUUUUUCCUCAGCUUUUAGGAAAAUAUAAUUCAAAAUACACUCUCAAAGAUAUUUUUAAAAAUAUAUAAAAAAAACAACACACAAACAAAAAAAAAUAGAAAAAUGAGAAACUCUAUUCAGUUUACAUCGACGAGAACGUCUUUGUCUUCAUAUUCAUCGUCGUCGUCUUCGUCGUCAUCAUCGUCCUUGGGAACAGUGGGGAGCAAUUUUAUAUCAAAAGCGGUAAAUCUUUUGUACACGGGAUUUCUACUUAUGCUCUUACUUAUGGAAAAUACACACGCCAGAAUUGGAUAUUUUUGGCACAUAACAGACCUGCAUUUGGAUACCAUUUAUUCAACACAAGGAGAUGUUCUUCGAAGUUGUUGGCGGAUGGACCGACAAACGAGUUCAUCGGGUCGAACACCGGGUCGUUUUGGUGAUUACCUUUGCGAUAGCCCAUGGAGCCUAAUCGAGUCAGCGGCUCUUGCAAUGAAAUCAAGACAAGGUGACAACGUUGAAUUCGUCCUGUGGACGGGUGAUGGCUUAUCACAUUCAGCGCAUCCAAUGUUUGAAACAAAAAAAUUGGAAAUCCUGCGAAAUAUAACCGAUUUACUGGGGCGAACAUUUCCAUCACAAUUCGUAUUUCCUGUGCUGGGACAUGAGGAUGGCACAAAUACAAACUUUCGUCGGAUGGGUGAACUCUGGAGACACUGGUUGCCAUCAGAGGCAUUACAUACAUUUGAAAAAGGUGGCUACUAUUCAAUUGAACAAACAAAAAGUCGUCUAAGGAUAAUCGCCUUGAAUACAAAUUUCAUGCGACAUGACCCGAAAUAUUCACAGAGCCACUUGGCUGCAGUUAGGCAAAGACAACCGAAUGGCGGCAGCAAUGGUGGCUCCAACAACGGUGGCAGUAUGGAUUCAACGGAAUACAAAAACUUUUACUAUCACCACGGCGGAGUGCAUCAGCAUCAUUACCAUAGUGAUGGCAGCAGCGGUUAUGGUACAUCACAUCACCAUAUGUCCCGUGGCAGUCAGGGCGGGAGCAAUAGUGGCAUUGGGGCUGUGGGUGGCAUGGUCGUAGAUGGUGGUGGACGUGUUAGUGCUCUAUCGGAAUAUGAAAAUCAGGAUACGGAAAAACAAUGGAUUUGGCUGGAGGAUGUCCUAACGAAAUCAAAGAAUAACAAGGAAACGGUGUAUAUUGUUGGACACAUACCGCCCGGAUCGGAUGAAAGGCACGUUGGAAGCCAACAAAAUGGACACACAACCUUCACCGAGAGCAACAAUAUGCGAUAUCUGGAGCUCAUUCGCAAGUAUUCAUCAAUUAUUCAGGGUCAGUUUUUUGGACAUUUGCAUUCGGAUUCGUUUAGGAUUAUCUACGAUGAUAAAGGAAAGCCAGUGUCAUGGAUGAUGAUUUCGCCAUCUGUUACACCGAGGAAAAUGAGCGUCGGAUCCAAUAAUCCAGCAAUGCGGUUAUACAAGUUCGAUACGGAUUCGGGCCAGGUUUUGGAUUAUACACAAUAUUUUCUGGACCUGUCUUUGGCGAAUACAUUGGGCGAACCCAACUGGCAACCGGAAUACAAUUUGACACAUUACUAUGGAUUGAAUGAUAUAUCAGCAAUUUCACUGCACAAUUUCGUAGAUCGAUUUACAAGCAAUGAUGGAUCAUGGUUUCCAAAAUAUUACCGAGCAAACACAGUACGAUACCAAACAGAUCCUUGUGAGGGUAUUUGCAUGUUAAAUCACUAUUGCGCAAUAACUCGUGUUGAUUACAAGGAAUUCCGACAAUGCCUGGAGAAGGAACAAAGCGCAUUACGUUCCCAUUCGCCUGCCAUGCAAUCUUGUUCGUUUUUAAUACUACUGCUCUCGUUGGCUUUAUCCUGCAAUGCUGCAAUGCAAAUUCUACCCAAGCACAUCCAUCAUUGGAUGCAUACAACGUCUGUGGCCAUUGUUUUAGCAUUGCGUACAAUUUUAUUUCGAAUUCUUCCUGGAUUACAAAGACCUGGUCAAUACCGUCACUAUUCAUUAAAAAUGGCGCCCAACACAACCACCUCUCUAUCAUUAUCAUCAUCAUCAUCGCCGUUGUUGUCGUCGUUGUCGUCAUCAUCAUCAUCGAAACAGGACACACUCCUUCAGUUCCAAAUUCAAAUGAAUGGCGAAGGUGAUAGCGGACAUCAUAUGUUCAAAUUGAUUGGUGGUUACUCCUGUGUAAGCACAAAAACCAUCAACACUGGUGGCUUUUGCAGUGCCCAACUCAGCAGGGAAUUGAAGUCGACGCUCAACUAUAACAACAAGAAAAACAACAAUGACGACGAUAGCGACAACAACAACAACAACAACGACAAUGACCAUAACCGCAUCCUAACUAAACCACCGCCAUCAACAGCAGUCAUACGAUGGCUUCAAUGUGGAAUCACCUGCGUGUGGUACAUCUGGUCGUCCUUGAUGCUGCUGCUACUAGCCCGGGCUAGUAUCCUUGCUGGUGCAAUUCGAAUGCACAAACAAUGCGUUUUCAAUUGCCAAAAAUUGUAUUUAACUUUAGUCGAAUUAGUUAGAUGUAAUUGCAUUGAAAUUUACUUAGGAAUAGUUAAGUGUUGUCAAAGGAUAUCGGUGUGCUUGCGGCUUAUGAAACUGAACCUUAACUUAGCAUGUGAAUCAGCACAAAAAAAGGUAACGGCAAUAGUGUUGUCAUUAGUUUAAGAUUGGGAACCAAUAUAUAAAACAUAUGUAUGAUUAUUCUGUAUUUUGAUAUUAAGUUUAGAUACCUUAAAAUUUAUUAAUUAAAUAUUUUUAAUUUCAUUCUUUUGAUUUUAUUGAUAAAUUUUUAUUCAAAAUUCCAUUAAAAUAGAAAAUUAAGACCUAAUAUUAUAUAAAUAUAAAAUGUAUGUAUAGAUAAAGAAUUGGCUGAGUGAGUGAUUGAUGGUUAUCUUAUCAUCCACACGAUCAAUUUAUAUUUGAUGGGCUUCUAUUAAUAAUCAAUAUAAUUUAAUUAAAAAUACACAAAUAUUGAACAUUGAUAGAAUCAAGUCACAUAAAAAUUGGUCGUGUGAAUGGUUGGAAAGGAAAGAACGGAGGAAGACUUCAAAAAUAAACGAAAAAAAAGAUGAAGAGUAUCUGUGUUAUACAUUAAAUAGGUAUCUUAAGUGCAGUUGUGGGAAAUACAAAUCAACAUUAAAAGAACUUGUAACAAAAAUAACGUAAAUUUU